GAUAAACCCAAGUUUUUCUCAGCACUUUCACCCAUCUCAUAAACUCCUCCGAAAAUCUUUUUUUUUACUGAAGCGUUUAAAGAUGGCGACUUUGUCUAGGUUUGUUGUCAAAGAUUGUAAUCUUCAUAAAUACGGUGCGGUAUAUAGAGGACCAUCGUCUUCGAUUUCAUUAAGAACACUACAGGCAGCUCAUCUGGAUGUUAGAGCAGGGAUUUCUUUGCCUGAGAAUGUAAAAGGUUUGUCAAUUCAAAGCAAGCCAAGUAGUCCCCUUGUUGCUCUAUCAUCCCCUUCAAGGAAUCCGAAAGUUAUCUGCAAUGCUGCAGCCAAUGUACCCGGAGAUGUUCCUACCCCGAGCGGAUUGAGCCAGUACGAGAGAAUAAUCGAAACUUUAACGACUCUAUUCCCCGUCUGGGUUAUUUUGGGAACUGUUAUCGGCAUAUACAAGCCGGCUGCGGUUACAUGGCUGGAGACAGACCUAUUCACAGUUGGCCUAGGUUUCCUCAUGCUUUCAAUGGGACUGACGUUAACCUUCGACGAUUUCAGACGCUGUCUACGGAAUCCAUGGACUGUAGGUGUAGGAUUUCUUGCUCAAUACCUAGUCAAGCCUAUGCUAGGAUUUGCUAUUGCAAUGACUCUGAAACUGUCCGCUCCACUUGCAACCGGUCUUAUUUUGGUCUCAUGCUGCCCUGGUGGUCAGGCGUCAAAUGUCGCGACCUAUAUCUCUAAGGGGAAUGUAGCACUUUCUGUUCUCAUGACAACGUGUUCAACUAUCGGAGCAAUAGUUAUGACACCACUCCUCACAAAGCUUCUUGCUGGACAGCUUGUUCCUGUUGAUGCUGUGGGUCUUGCCAUCAGCACUUUUCAGGUCGUGUUAGUACCAACGGUUGUUGGAGUGUUGGCCAAUGAAUUCUUCCAAUUCACUUCAAAGAUAAUCACAGUGACACCAUUAAUCGGAGUCAUUCUCACCACUUUGCUUUGUGCAAGCCCUAUCGGUCAAGUGUCUGAAGUGUUGAAAACCCAAGGAGCUCAGCUAAUAUUGCCUGUAGCUCUCCUACAUGCUGCUGCAUUCGCCCUUGGUUACUGGAUUUCAAAAUUAUCAUUCGGGGAAUCCACUUCCCGUACCAUCUCCAUAGAAUGUGGAAUGCAGAGUUCGGCGCUCGGUUUCUUGCUUGCCCAGAAACAUUUUACCAAUCCCCUAGUAGCCGUUCCUUCUGCAGUUAGCGUUGUUUGCAUGGCCCUGGGCGGGAGUGGCCUUGCUGUGUUAUGGAGGAACCGACCAAUUCCUGUGGAUGAUAAAGAUGAUUUCAUGGAAUGACUGCUUUUUCAACUUGUAAUUCUUUUCUCAAUCUCAUCAAUAGGGAUUGAACCUUGAUAUUUGGGUGCCAAUAUCAAGAAUUUUCAUUAUUGGUUUCAUAUAUCUCAAAACUUUAUCCCG
Molecule: messenger RNA, 1435 nt
Organism: Hibiscus syriacus
Lineage: Eukaryota; Viridiplantae; Streptophyta; Magnoliopsida; Malvales; Malvaceae
Product: sodium/pyruvate cotransporter BASS2, chloroplastic-like
Cellular component (GO): membrane
Source: RefSeq, a predicted model, not a curated record